AUGAACGUUAAUAAAAAUGCGCAUAUUAACAAUAGCAAUGUUAAUGAUAACAGUAAUAUCAUGACAACAACGAUUCAAUCUCAAGAAUGGGAAUUAGAAUCUGAAAAUAGGAUUAAAGAUGAUCGAGAUUUAUCUGCUGCCAUCAGCAAUGAUAUAAAAGUGGAAACAUUAGACGUCAGGGAACCGUAUUACGAUGAUAAUAAUUUGAAAACUGUAGUAAGCUGGUUUAGGAAUGGUUUAUGCAACAGGACAAGAAUUAAAUAUAUGAUAAGAUGGCGUUUAUUAAUGUGUCAAAUAAAAGAGAAUGAACGUGUUACUUAUUAUGAUUUGGAUUCAUCUGAUGAAGAUUGGGCACAAAUGGAAGUUCAGGAAUGUGUUGCAGUACUGGAAGAUCUUGAUUUUGCAUGCUCAUACAAUGUUGAACUUGUUAGUACCAAUAUUAAAAAGAUCAUUGCAAGAGCUCGUUUCGAGACACAAAGCUGCGAGAAAACUCCAUCAAUGAUUGCUCUUACUUGCAACGAUCAAUUAACUUCCCACUCCCUUUCCUGUAUUACUAAUUCGAGAAAUAACUCGAUACAGUGUAACUGGAAAAAUACAAAUGGUACGGAAAGAAAUGUUGGCUAUCGAAUUGUACUCAGUAAAUCCGAUACAGAUGAUAAUCAAAUAGUGAUUAUACCACCACAAAGUACUAAAAUUCAAUUUGAUAACCUUGAACCGGAUCACAAUUAUCUCAUUCAUGUACAAAUGAUAACAAGUAAUGGUCUUGGCAAUACAUUAACAACAUCUUUUCGAAUUAACCGGAAUAAGACUGUCGAGAAACCUUCAACAUCUCUUUUAUCUGAUCAUCACAGAAAUAAUACAGUAUCUCAGAUGACUAACAUAAUUAUGCAUCAUAUUGGUGAUGAUCAAAUAUCACAGAAUAUUGAUUUGCAAUCAGUAAUGAAAGAAGAUAGUGGAUUUUUGUAUAAUAAUGAAAGAUUUCCAGGUGCUACGGUACUUGAAUUACCAUUAGAAAGUAUUGCUUCAGGUGCAAUUAGGUGGACAGUUUUAUAUUUCAUUUGUUUAGAUUUAUUGUUAAGGUAUUUAUUCACUGUUAAUACAUUAUGA
This is a messenger RNA of Acanthocheilonema viteae, 1107 nucleotides long. Lineage: Eukaryota; Metazoa; Nematoda; Chromadorea; Rhabditida; Onchocercidae. The record is from the annotation of a GenBank genome assembly.